CAUAGCAACACAACAUAAUGUGGUAACUCAACAGUCGGAACUGCCACAAUAAAUUGUGUUUCACCGAAAAUAUGGAAUAUUACGACGAAGUUGUUGAAAUUGACGAUCGAGCGGGUCACAAUAAAUCAAUUGCUGAACCUGGAAUUAUUGGAAAAUCUAUGCCAGAUGAUGAGGACUUAACUAAAGCUACGGGAAGUGGACGACAGAGCCGUAGACCUACAAGCUCAUUGACGCGUAACAGGCAGCCACAGAAGGUCGAUAGUUUCGGUUCCGAUUCCGAUAGUAGUGAUACGGACCAACAUGACAGUAAACAAUUCAUAACCGACCAUAAAGAAUGGGACAAAUUAGAUGUACCAACCGAUAUUAGGGAGAUAUUCCAGUACAUUUUGCGGUAUUCUCCUCAAAAAGUCGAAAUCGACUACGUCCUUCAACCAUUCAUACCGGAAUUCAUUCCAUCCGUUGGUGACAUUGAUGCAUUUCUCAAAGUCCUGCCGCCGAAAUUGCUGAACGAAAAGUCGACCAUUCUGUCCCACAUUGAAAAAUUGGGUCUUGAGAUACUGGACGAACCGAGCGGUCAACAGAGCGAUCCAGCUCUUCUACACAUGAAACUGCGUUCCGUAUCGACCACACAGCCACGAGCACCGGCGCCACCAUCAUCGGUUGUGUCCAAAUCGCAAAAAGACAUCGACAAAUGGAUCGAGGAAGUGCAGAAGUUACAUGUCAAUCAUCCGUUUCCGCAAGUGGUUCACACGAAACCAGCCCAAGACAUCGAUAAACUGAUGACCGAGUGGCCGCCCGAAAUGGAGAGAAUGUUGAAUCAGUUGGGAUUUCCGAGCGCCUAUUUGAAUUGUUCGCUGAAAUUCUACAUUGAAUUGGUGUGCGGGAUUUUCGACAUUCCAAUUGGUGCUGGGAAGACCCAAUCUGACUACAUUUACGCUCUGUACACUCUGUUUAACUUGUACGUAGCUGUUAAAUCGUCAGUCGCUUAAGGAAAUAAGUUGAUUUCAUGCAAACCGCUAGAA
Molecule: messenger RNA, 1022 nt
Organism: Bradysia coprophila
Lineage: Eukaryota; Metazoa; Arthropoda; Insecta; Diptera; Sciaridae
Gene: IFT46
Product: intraflagellar transport 46
Biological process (GO): intraciliary transport; cilium assembly
Cellular component (GO): intraciliary transport particle B; microtubule organizing center; motile cilium
Source: RefSeq, a predicted model, not a curated record